CCUGCUCAGCACUGGGAGCAAUGUCGGUAGGAGCAGCGGCAGCGCACGCUGCACUGGAUCCUACCCGAACGAGAAGUCAAUGAGCCCAGAAGAAGUUACGUCCAUUGACAAGAGAAUAAAAGAACUUCUGGAGAUUAUGCAGAGCAGCUGGGAAUCUAGGCAGGAAUUUCUCCAUCGUAAGCAGAAGAAACUGGAAAGCAGGAUUGAGCAAGUGCAGCAGAUGGCUAGGGCGUGUGGUGCAAGUGAACAAACCGAUUUGUGGCCAUAUGUGAUGGAUAUCGCCUGUUCCAAAAGUGCGACCAAGUUCUUCAUGGCGUCCGACCCGGCUGGAAGGUUGAAACUCGUUAAGCACUAUGCCGAGUUCGAGGAUUUUGGUGGAUCACAGCCACGUGGCAUCCGACGCAAACCACUCCUAAAGAGGGAUGCAGAACUUGAUGAGGUUGUUUCUGAAGAUGAAUGGGAGGACCAAUUUUUUAAACUGGUCCUAGAUAAAAUUAACAAUGCAGUUGGUUUCAGCCACGGUACUUCAUGUAGGGAAGUACCACCUGGUGGACCGGUCCGGUUACCUUACUCAAAAGGGAAGCAAGUAUCAUCUUCAAGACCUCCAAAACGCAGCAAAAGCACAUCGUAGAAAGGAGAUAUUCAACUAUGCUCAUUCGUAAUCGCAUAGAAAUGUCAUCGAAAGGGCCUGCCACCAUGUUUUUCUGCGCCUACUAUUGCCAUUGGGCUAAUGAAUAAGUCUUGACAAACGUGUGAGUCAAAGUAUGCAUGCUUUAUGUAGAUGUUGUAAUAUUUUUCAGCUUUGUAUGUUUGAGGACAUUUAUUUUUACUCGUUGAGGACAUGUAAUGAUUUUUUGAAUGGUUCCAUGAUGUUUUUAGCACCAUUUGCACUGAAUAAAAUAUUGAGUUGAUUA
Molecule: messenger RNA, 914 nt
Organism: Sorghum bicolor (sorghum)
Lineage: Eukaryota; Viridiplantae; Streptophyta; Magnoliopsida; Poales; Poaceae
Exons: 3
Coding region: 80-631 (183 amino acids)
Source: RefSeq, a predicted model, not a curated record